AUGUUCUUUAACAAGAUUUCGAUUGCUGCAUUGGCGACGGCAGCCAUUGCUGCUCAGGCCGCAAGUUCUGCCAUUGACGCGGACGUCGUUGUCGUUGGCGGAGGCACCUCAGGGGCGUACGCAGCUGUUCGGUUGAGUCAAGACUUUGGCAAGAAAGUCCUGGUCGUGGAGAAAGCCAGUGUCCUUGGUGGCCAUGCCAACACAUGGUAUGAUCCGGCGACCAAAAAGCCGUUUGGCUACGGAAUUGAUGUCUUUGACAACAACACCGCUUCUGUCAAUUACUUUGCUCGCUUCAACAUAGCGACAAAAGCGCCAACAUCCGACACUUCUGUACCCAUCUCGGCGGAUUUCACAGAUGGAACCCUGGUCAACUACACCGCUCCCGCAUCCGCCGCCGCGGAGGCUGCCUUUGGCAGGUGGCGGGAGCAGUGGAAACGGUUCGAGUCUCUCCUGCUGCCCGUAGGCACCGAGUUCCCCACGGGCGACGCCAUACCCGCCGACCUGCUCCUGCCAUGGAAGGACUUCGCGCGCAAGUAUAACCUGGAGGCUUUCACCCCGAGGAUAUGGACCGUUAUGGGCCUGGAUGUCAACACGGCCCUGGUUAUCGAUGUCUGGAAGGCCUAUUACCCUAGCAACGGGGGCUUCGUGGCUGCCUCGGGCGACAACCGGGAGAUCUAUUUCAAGAUCCGGGACUUGCUGGGCGACAGUGUCAUGUACGAGUCCGAGGUCGUGUCCAGCACCCGAUCUGACGCCGGAGUGCGACUUGUCGUCAAACACAAGGACGGAAGCACGUCCACCGUCAGCGCCAAGAGGCUUUUGGUCACCAUCGGGCCCGACACAAUGGACAAAACUGCGUUCGACUUGGAUGACAAUGAGACGGCCGUUUUGCACUCGACCUGGGGCAACCGCUGCUACACUGGCAUCGUGUCCCACCCAUCCCUGCCAGCCAAGACCAUCACCAACACCGACCCCGCCGCCGCCGGAGGCAACUUCCUGGCCUACCCUACCACGCCGUACUUGGCAAACUUUGUCUACAGGGCCAACUCGUCGUUCGGUCCAGUCUUUCGAUCCCUGGUGAUCGCACAAAAGGAAACGAGCUUCCAGGACGCCCAGAACAUCGUACGCGGCUCCCUGCAGAGGCUCAUGGAUGCCGGAACAGUGCCCAAGGGAGAUGUGAACCAGUUAAAGUUUGAAGCGUUUGAGGACCAUGGCAUUCUGUACAGACGCUGGACUCCUGAGCAGCUGCGUGCUGGUAUCAUAAACCAGGCAAACAAGCUGCAGGGCCUCCGGUCGACUUGGUACACGGGAGCUUACUGGAUGAAUAACAAUGCCGCCAUGCUUUGGAAUGCUACCGACACCAUUCUGCCAAAGAUGCUUCAAGGAAUCUGA
Messenger RNA from Pyricularia pennisetigena, 1389 nucleotides. RefSeq lists its product as uncharacterized. The record is from RefSeq and is a predicted model, not a curated record. The transcript is spliced from 2 exons. Lineage: Eukaryota; Fungi; Ascomycota; Sordariomycetes; Magnaporthales; Pyriculariaceae. Bases 1 to 1389 code for a protein of 462 amino acids.